AUGAAACGAGGAGCUAGAAAGAUUGUCCUCUUCCUUGUCUUGUUCCCAAUUGCAACUCUGUUGAUGAUUCGUGAGCAACGAUUAUUCGGUGAUUUGAGCACUUUAUUUGACAACAUUUUUCAAAGUGGUGGGACGAAUAAAGCCUACGAUCAUGUCGGACCUACUGGUAGCGACAUUGCUCCAAUGGAUGAGGACCAGAGCGCUGAUGAUCAUGAUGGUAGCAUCAAUCUGAAUUCAAAUUCCACUUCACCAAACGAGCCCUCCUCUUCAAUAGAUGAGGACCAGAGCGCUGAUGAUCAGGAUGGUAGCACUAAUCAGAAUGCAAGGUCUACUUCAUCACCGAAGCCCUCUCCGAUAGUAGCGAUUCUUGGUGGCACGAAUCAGAAUUCAAAUUCAACUACACCACACGAGUCCUGUGGAUGGAACACCAGCCUACAGGCAACAUGGACACGGAACUCAAAAGACGAGAACGCGUCGUUUUUAAAGGUAAUGGCGUGUCAUCGGAGGCUCAGUCCAAGUAAGAAAGAGCGAUGGAAUGAGAAAGAGCGUCCACCUCCUUCUUCGUUGAGAUGUGGGGACAAUAUUAUGGAUGAACUUUAUUCGAUUGUUUCCUGUUACGACAGGAUCGUUUUCUUUGGCGAUUCGAUUCAACGGCAGCAGUUCUUCACGCUUUCCUGCAUGCUGAACUCAUCCCUGACGUUAAAGGAUUUUCUGCCAGCAAAACGAAAGGACGACGAAUUCAGAUGGACAUAUCCUGGAACCGACACAGCUCUAAUGUUUCGAGGCUCGCCAAAGGGUUUGCAAAACUAUGGCAUAUUCAGAAACAUCUCAUCAGUCGAGUCCAAUCCGAGAUAUGCUGCAGUGGUAAAUCUUGGAGCGCACUAUCAUCCCAAUAACAACUCGACCUUGGAGAAAGAUGCCCGAAUAGUUGCCGAGAGUGCUGAGCAAACAACCACAUCUAUGUUUUGGGUUGAAACGAUAGAUUUCCAAUGGCCAACGACCAACGGUGAGUUUGUAAAUGCGUGUUCCGAUUGCCAGUGCGAAGCAUUGACGCCAGGUCGUAUCGCUGGCACGGGUGCAUACACUGGUCCGGACCGGUAUGUAAAUUCGGCAAAAUAUCCAACAUACAAGAGUUUGGUGGUUACAAACCAUACUGGACCGUGCAUCCCCUAUUGUUGGCCGGCGAAUUGGAGGAAUCAUGUCACCAACAACGUCAUGACAAAUCCAAAGUAUUCGGCCAUCAAUUUGGUGCCAGUCUGGCAACAGCUGGUCUCUAGUGGAUUCGCUCAAUCACGAUUUGCAGUUGGUGAUUGUACACACAAAUCAACUGAUGCGUUGAUGGCCGUGGUUCAGCAGCUUCUCCGUUCAAUGAAGAAAAGGUGUGAUCAGCGAGGAGUGAGUGAUCCACAUGUGAUCACUUUAUGA
Molecule: messenger RNA, 1425 nt
Organism: Cylindrotheca closterium
Lineage: Eukaryota; Bacillariophyta; Bacillariophyceae; Bacillariales; Bacillariaceae
Source: the annotation of a GenBank genome assembly